AGGAUCAGUCCAACUGUUCACAGUGUAGUUGUAAUGGCAUAUGAAAGUGCCUUUUUACGGCUGCCACCCGAGGUGCUACAGUGCAUAUUGAGACACUGCAGCUGGCCAGAGCUUGUUAGUUUGAGCUCAACUUGUCACAAGUUGUACACGGCUGUGCAAGAUGAAGCUUUAUGGCGUCAUCUGGCUAAGACAGAAUACCAUGUCACAGAGCUCACAGGAAGAAUCAACAACACAUACAAAAAACUCUAUCAAAAUUUGCUCCAUCCAUAUGGCUGGAUGAUUGGACUAUACUGGUCAAAGAUUGACUACUUUGGAGGACUUCUAGAAAUUAAGUUGUGUGGUGACAGCAUUGUGGCAACAUCGCUGCGCAUCACUGAUGAAGGCGUGCUGGAAGAAAGCCCUUGCUUUGAAGUGAAUGCCACCUCCCUGCCUCCUGUUCAGCUCUGCUCCAUGAUAGAGCGUCCUCAUGCCACACACAUAUCCCUCAGUAAGGAUGGCGAGUCUCUCCGUCAGAAAUGUCAGUUCCACGACACCAAGUUUGCCCAGGGCUACUACAACUAUAACACACUUGAUGGUUUCCGGGCCAUGACCAUAAUAGAUGCUCACAGACUUGGUAUCGUCCAUCAGCCCCUCAGUGUGCCGCCCAUGUCAAGCAUUCCCCGCGAGCUGUGGAAUGCCGCGCCUAUGAGCAAUUCGCCGCCAGCUCCGAACACAAAGCAAUCACUGGACUCUCACGGAUCAACCAACGGUUGCGGUUUAGAUGCAUCUUCUCGAGUGCCUGGCGGCGUUUUUCAGAAGAGAGUAGAGGAUCACAGACGUGCCUCCAGCGACCCCAGAAGUAACGAUAACUAUUGCACGGGUGAGCGUAACCUCUCUGACGAUAACGACGCGUACGGUAGCAACAGCAAUGCUUGGCCUGGCGCACGACCGAGUCGGGCUGUAGGACGCUCGCCCUACUCCUCGAUGUCCCUAGGCGAGCGUUCUGGUGCUGGUCUCUCUGACUCCAGCGCUACGCCAUGUUCCAGCUCCAGGCAAAUCUCCUACUCUCACAGCCAAUCCAGCUCCAUCAGUGACGACAGCUUCCUAGGCGAAAACUUCAAGGAGACCACAGAUAAAAUAUUCGAAGGAAUCGUUCCUUUACGUGAGCAAAGUCAUCAGAAUGGCGCUAUUUUCGGUGCAGAAGCCAGUGGUAGCACGUCGACUCUAGUUUAUAAUCUUUUAGCAGAGCUUGGUAGGAAAACUGAUUAUGCUCUUAACAGUCGAGUGUUGGCAGCUGAGAUGGACGUAAGAGAAAAUAAUAACGGUGCAUUCGGGAGGCUAGGGAGCUUACACUCGUCACAUGACGAUCUUCUUGACGAGAGCUCCCUGAACGGCAGUCCAAGCAGUCGUGGCAACACCUUCUCCAAGAGCUCGACGAACGAUUCUAUCAGCACAGCAUCAAGCUCAUCUACUGAUAGCUCGGCAAUGGUGAGGGAGAAGAACGCGGCUGCGCAAUUCAAUGAAGCUGCAGCUACCCAACCCUCGUCUACCACUGGUUCAGGUGCUGAGGCGACUGCUAGCUGUGACGCAGGUGAGGCGAGUCCUUCCGUCUCCAGUCUACUAGGAGCCUCUCCGUUCUACCUUAACAGCGCAAUUGGAAGCUCAAGACAGGAACUUGCGCAGCUCUACAAAGAGACGCACUGCAACCCCUUCCCUGCUCACAGUGCCUCAGGGAACCUGCGUCGCUCUUCAAGCAGCGACCCGUGGUUAGACUCACGCAGGCGCGACGACUCAAGUACGCGACUCAGGGCUCAGGAGAACGUCUCAUCACCGGUGACGGCGCCCUCGCAACUGCUGCCCCACGUCCUAAAGCCUGGUCUCUACUGCGGCCACUACGGUCCUCACGGCUACGAGAUCGUCAUGCUCGAGUACAAGAUAAAAGAGAUCGUCCUCAUCAAGAUCCUGGGGGACCAGUACGUGCCCACGCGAGAGAUCACCGUCAAGAUCUGCCUGCCCUUCUCGUUCAGCCUGACGGCGAAGGAGCAGCGCACCAAAGGCUGCAAUGACCUCAUAAAGAUAGAGCCAGAGUCCAGCAAACUGCCGCUCAGCCACUGUCAGAAACAACCUUUUGUGCUGCCGCCCUUCUGUUCUCCUGGGGUCGAGACUAACAUUCCCUCCACAUGCUGGGCCAGGUAUCACGGCUUCGGACAACUCGCCAACCUCUUCCAUAGUCAACCCAAGUUUUCUCGUGUGCACGUGGUUGUGUUCAGCAACGAGGAAUUUGGUGUACUUUUCCUAUCCCUGAAGACGUUCAUGAUGUUCCGUCACAUCAAGCGAGACUUUCCUCAGCGACCGCUUACAAAUCGCCUGGAGAGAAAUGUUAUCAAAUGACGACGAGGAAGCCGAAGCAGGAGAAAUCGAUGCCAGCCUCCUUGACUGUGCUGUAAGAAUGUCAAGCGUAGAGUUGAAUUUGAUGCUUGUGUGAACUAUUUUUGAAGAACUACUUAAAUGAAGCGCACGCAUUCACGGUGCAAAUUAUGAUGUUGUAUGAAUCUGAAGUGGUGGAAGAAAAGGUUUAUUUAUCGCACAAAUAUGAUGUAUCAUCAAAACUCGUGGCCAUCGACGUUUCUAAGUUUAUGUAAAAAUGCAAAUUAAAAAAAUGAACUUCAAUUUUAGGUUCAAAAUUGCGAAUGCUCGAAACAACCAACGUCCCAUGGCAAUGUGUCGAGGUACGCAAGCAUAUUUUCUACUUUUUUUUUGCAGACGAGUGUUCACUGCAUUUAUCAAAAUGAUGUGUAGGAUUACUUUACUGACUUUUAACAUAACAUAAUACUUGCAUCUCUCGUUUGAGUAGGUCUCCUGUUGCUGUUUAGUCCAGCUGUUUGCUCAGCAGAUGCUGGCCUGACAUCUUUCACUUCGCCUAUUUGGUCAAACGUCAAAACUAAGGAAGUAUUAUAUUUAUUAUACAGCUGAAUAUUUUUGGCUCGCCUCUCAAAAAUUUACAUGUUCCAAUGUUGACAUCUUGGUGGAGUUUGUCUGAUUUGCGUUGCCGUUGCGUCAAGAGGCUGAAACGAAAUGCAAGGCUUGUCAGUUUUCCGGCAACCACUUUGUUGUGAAGGCGGUGAGAUUGUUCAAUAGUAGCGAGUUAAGUGGGCUUUGCAAAGGCUUUGUCGUGGCGACUAAAUGUUUGUGCUUUUCUCGGCUUGCGUUUACGUCUCACCUGCUAGACGACCUAACUGCUUAUCUUGGACGACAAUCCUGCUCAUGAUUCAGAACGAGAAGUAACCUUUAGACGUUAUCACCAUGCUUAAAUAUAAUUAAAAUCAAUAAGCUCUUAACGAAGAUACUUUUGCAUUUGCAUUUCAUUUUGUUGUCUUCCAUCAUGCCCAUAGAUCUGCUUAUACAACUACGGAAGGUAUCCGUCUGAGAUUGGUUUGGCGAGGGCUUAUGUUUUGAGUAGAUUAUCUUCAGUUCGGGAUUUGUUAAUCAGAUCGAGUAUCUCCCACUUAAGAUGUUCGUAGUCAAAUUUUAUCCGUAAUUCUUUUAUACCUGUUCUAUUUGUUGCAUAGUGACGGUAGUGCUUCUGGAUUUUUUCAAGUUGAGUUUUCAGUUCUUAGUCCUUUAUUUCAUAUUCAUUUCGCAUACAUUAUGCAUUUUUUAGGUGUUGAAUAUCCCAGAAAAUGAUUCCCUGGACUAUUUCUUGCAGAAAACUUGUUGGGUGUUGUUACUUCAGAGACCUGCACGCUUAACGAUGUAAUUAGACAAAAUAGAACAUAAAUAUUAAUUCAUUUGAAUCAGCAACCAUUUUAGAAUGUUGUUGAUGAGAGGGUCACUUAGUGGCCUCGGCAUCAUUUCUCGUGCUCAAUGGUACUCAGCCUGCAAGAGUCUUAAGUGUUGAUUGUAAACCCGCUAGAGUUAAGCGAUGUUGCCCUUGUCUCCUGCCUUGUGCCCCUGUUGUGUCGUAAUGCAGCGUUGCCGUACAUCACGAAAGCAAGCACGCGUGAAUAUUUGACCCAUGUUCAUCCCUAGUUUAGCGAGUAUGAAACCCAUGAGUAUGCUUGACCCCAUCUUACGCUUAUCAAACUGAACUGUAAACACAGACAGACAGAUCAGUAUAGCUUUAAAAGUAGAUUUAGAUAUUCGGUUAAACCCCUGUCUAGUCAUUGUUGUCUCAAGCUGUCGACAUUUGAGCCCCUAGAA
This is a messenger RNA of Hyalella azteca, 4179 nucleotides long. RefSeq lists its product as uncharacterized. NCBI's taxonomy places the organism in Eukaryota, Metazoa, Arthropoda, Malacostraca, Amphipoda, Hyalellidae. The record is from RefSeq and is a predicted model, not a curated record. Gene Ontology annotation, molecular function: protein binding. Bases 34 to 2370 code for a protein of 778 amino acids. The transcript has 8 exons.